This is a messenger RNA of Stereum hirsutum FP-91666 SS1, 981 nucleotides long. RefSeq names its product NAD-P-binding protein. Gene Ontology annotation, cellular component: mitochondrion. NCBI's taxonomy places the organism in Eukaryota, Fungi, Basidiomycota, Agaricomycetes, Russulales, Stereaceae. The transcript is spliced from 5 exons. Gene Ontology annotation, molecular function: protein-containing complex binding. The record is from RefSeq and is a predicted model, not a curated record. Bases 1 to 981 code for a protein of 326 amino acids.
AUGGCCCAAUCUGCUCACAAGGUGGUGAUCUGUGGCGCGGGGUUCCUUGGAGGAUACAUCGCAACCGCCAUUAGCGGAGGUAAUCUAGCAUCGAACACGUUUCGCCGGAUUCAACUCGCUUCGCGCAAUCCAGAGGGAGCGUACUCUCAGCUUGCAAAAACCAUUCCAAAAGAUCACCUUCUUCCGCCCAUUGACGUCGAUGUCACGAAACCAGAAACCCUACAACUGGCAUUUCAAGACGCUUACGCCGUAGUCUCCCUGGUCGGCGUGCUGCAGGGGUCGCCAGAACAGUUUGAGAAGAUUCAGUGGAGAGGAGCGGAAAAUGUGGCGGCGGCGGCAAAGCAGGCGGGGGCGAGGUUGGUCCAUUUUAGUGCGAUAGGGGCAGAUGCGCAGAGCAAGCUUCCGUAUGCGAGGACGAAGGCGUUGGGAGAACAGGCUGCUUUUCGCCAUUGUCCUGAUGCUACUGCUAUUCGUCCGAGUAUCGUUUUUGGCCCCGGCGAUGGUUUCUUCGCGCGAUUCACUAAACUGUCGAAGAUCUUGCCUUUCAUGCCCACAUUCGGAGGCGGCACUUCGAAGUUCCAGCCCGUCUACGUCGGCGAUAUAGCGAAAUUGGUGGAGAUUAUCACUCGAGACGAUCCUGCAAUUCUUAAGCAAGUAAAGGGCAAGGUCAUCGAGGCAGGAGGACCAGACGUGAUCACCUACCGGCAAGUCAUGGAACUAGUCCUUCGGUAUGGCAAUCGCACACGGCCGAUUCUCUCUCUUCCCUGGGCCAUCGGGUCAAUUCAAGGAGCCCUACUGGAGCAGUUUCCACCGAAUCUUUUCACCAUCACUCGUGACCAGGUCGAACAGCUAAAGGACGACAACGUCGUAACGUCUAAUCCUACGCCGAACCAUGUCUCCUUCGAGAGCAUCUUGAAAGGCCGAAAUCUCGCGCUGACAUCGGUUCACGAGAUACUGCCAACAUACCUGCCCUACAUCUGA